Messenger RNA from Acanthocheilonema viteae, 732 nucleotides. The record is from the annotation of a GenBank genome assembly. Lineage: Eukaryota; Metazoa; Nematoda; Chromadorea; Rhabditida; Onchocercidae.
AUGCAUACGUACGUUGAUACGCUACAGGAUUACAGAUCACCGUAUCGUCUUUAUCGACCGUAUCAAUUUGAUGUCCCGCAAACAACCAUUCCAAGCAAUUCAACGAUACUCUAUCGUACUCCAAAUCUUGAUAUUUUAUCAGAAGUUAAUCGACGAUCUAGACGUCUUGAACGUAUUGUAUCUUAUCAAAAAAUUUUAACAAUUACUCAGAUCUGUGAAAUAUUUCAACCAACACUUUUUGCUACAGCUGCAUUUAUAACACUUUACUGUGUUUUGCGACCAACAAAAAGUACCUCACAAAUUGCGAUCGCAUCACUUAUCGCAACAUUAAUACCACUGUUCAUGUUUCCCACUCAAUCACCAUUUGUGCUCAAUGCAAUUGAAGCAGUACGCGUGAGUCGAUCAAUAGAACGGUCAUCUACAGUGACCGAUGGUUUACGAUCUGAAAUUUCAUCAUUAUCAAAUGGUUUGGGUAAUUUCGAACAAUUACAACGAUUAGCACAAUUACCAUUUCUUACGCUUUCUAAGAAUGUUGGGACAGAGGAUUGGAAAUCAACUUCAACAUUUUCAUCACCUGCACCAUCCGUUUCCUCAUCAUCAUCAUUUUACGCAAUUCAACAGCUGCUCAGUUUGCAAUAUUUGCUAAUCGCUUAUGCAUUCUUUUCAUUUGCUUAUUCCAUUCUGUUAGUUUUGAUGCUAAUUUCCUAUGUUCAACUUAUUCAACUACAAUAA